CGUUGUAAAAAUAAAGUACAGAUACUAAAAAAAUGAUUUUUAUAAAAAUGUUAGUUCUUUUUGGAAUUUUCUACUCGACUAAAUCACAAGAUCGUUUCAUGCCUAACUUGCCAUUGGGAGAAUAUCGUACGGUAUUUGAAAAAAUAUAUUCUUGUGAAACGGCAGCAAACCUUUCAAUUAAAUUUAAUGUUCAUGUAAAUAAAAAGACAUUAAGUGUAACUGAGUUAAAAGGGAAUCUUACAUAUUUGAUACCUUUGGACGAUACUCUUUCACUUGAUAUAAACGUUGCGUCUUGGGGUUUAACUGGAGGUUGGAAACCGAAUUCACUAGUUUAUUUAGCAAAGGAUGCAUGUAGUAAUACAAAAAAAAUACUAGGAAAUUCUUGGAAUUCAAUCUUGAAGUCUUUCAAUGUUGGCCCUGUAAGCUGUCCUGUAGCAGCGGGCACAUAUGUUACAUCAGGGUUUAACUUGAAAGAAUUAGAAGAUCAUAACUUUCCCAAAGUUUAUUUUUAUGGAAAAUACAAAAUGUUUUUAAAAUUAAAAAAUAACGAACAAAAAUUACUUUCCUGCACUGUAGUCGAGUUGAGUCUAAUACGGCCGUGGGAAAAACCUAUUUGAUAAAAUUACAUAAUCAUACAAAAUAAUAUGAUUGAAAUUAUCAUAAUUAUUUUGUCAUUCAGUAUUUGUAUUCGUAGGUAAGUU
Molecule: messenger RNA, 701 nt
Organism: Myzus persicae (green peach aphid)
Lineage: Eukaryota; Metazoa; Arthropoda; Insecta; Hemiptera; Aphididae
Exons: 4
Coding region: 33-617 (194 amino acids)
Source: RefSeq, a predicted model, not a curated record